Messenger RNA from Macadamia integrifolia, 1069 nucleotides. Its product is annotated as protein RGF1 INDUCIBLE TRANSCRIPTION FACTOR 1-like. Bases 323 to 898 code for a protein of 191 amino acids. Lineage: Eukaryota; Viridiplantae; Streptophyta; Magnoliopsida; Proteales; Proteaceae. The transcript has 3 exons. The record is from RefSeq and is a predicted model, not a curated record.
AUUUAUACCAUGAAUCAUAGAGAUUUUCGCCUUCAGUCUGUCUCCAAGGUAUGAUUUCAAAACAAAGCACACCAAGUAUGUGAUAUAGUCGAUCAUGUUAGGGUUUCCUUUUCGAUAAAGAAGUUCAGCAAGAACAUCCUGCCGAUUUACACUUUCCAUCAAUUUCUAAGCGGAAAUCAGAGAGAGUGUGAGAACCUUCUUGCGGAAAUGUAAGCCGUGAAUCGUAGAGAUUUUCGCCAUCAAUCCAUCUCCAAAGUGCGAUCGCAAAACAAAAUACACCAGCAGAACAUUGUGGAAGUACAAGGAAGAAGAUAAAAAGGACAUGGAAGUCAGUGGGACAAGCAAAUUCCCAGGCCAAGAAUGGUUAUUUCAACUUUUGCAGCAUGACUUCUUCCAACCAUGCAACUGUUCUCUUGGAAAAGGGUGUAAUUUUUAUUGUAGUGAUUGUUUGGGAAAUCCUUUCUGUAAGUCUUGCAAGCCUACCCAUGAAGGUCAUUCCAUUCUCCAGAUUCGAAAGACAUCUCGCCGCGAUUCAAUUCACAUAGAGGACCUCAACUACUUAUUGGACAUAUCUGGAAUCCAACGAGUGAUGAUUAAUGGUGCAAAGGCUAUAUAUCUUAAGCCUAAAAGCAAGAACCAACACAAUGGGAGUGGGAGAAGGAAUAAUAGUAGCAGCGAGAAUAGGUGUGAAUGCUGUACUGCAAAAUUGCUUCAAGGCAAUUACAGAUUCUGCUCUCUCUACUGCAAGAGCUUUAACGCCAACGUAUCUGAUGGAGAUGAUGAGAAUCACAAUAGCAGUGAUAGCAUUACAGAGAAUGGUGAUUCCAGAAGAAGCGAAGAAAAAUCUCUACUUGUCAAGAAGAGGAAAGGAAAUCCUAGAAGGUCCCCUUUGUAUUGAUCCGGUGACUGCUUGUUUAUAUUAUCCUUGAUGUUCAUGGGUUUUUUUUUUUGGUGAAGCUAAUAGGGAACCUUGAAGAUCUAUCUAAUUAUGGGAGGAAACUAUGUCUGGUUUAUAGUUUGCUAAAAACUUUAGUCUAUUUUAAUUGAUGAGAUAAUUUUCAUUUGUUUA